AUGGCUUUCACACCUAGAGGCGGUCGUGGCGGCGCCCCGCGUGGUCGCGGCGGCUUUGGAGGAGAUCGUGGUGGCCGCGGAGGCGGAAGAGGAGGGCGCGGUGGCUUUGGUGACCGUGGUGGACGUGGUGGAGGUAGGGGAGGCGGCGCAAGGGGAAGAGGUGCACCUCGCGGGCGUGGAGGCCCUGGCGGACGGGGAGGUGCUGGAGGUGCCCGUGGUGGCGCCAAGGUCAUUGUUGAGCCGCAUCGCCACGCCGGCGUGUUCGUGGGACGUGGCAAGGAAGAUCUUCUGCUCACCAAGAACCUGACUCCGGGAGAAAGCGUAUACGGAGAGAAGCGCAUCAGCGUUGCGAACAGCGCGAACCCUACCAACGGCGAAGACGCUCCCGCAACGUCGACCGAAUACCGCGUGUGGAACCCUUUCCGAUCUAAGCUUGCUGCUGGUAUCUUGGGUGGUGUCGACGAUAUCUACAUGAAGCCUGGCUCUAAAGUCCUGUAUCUGGGUGCCGCUUCUGGAACCAGUGUUUCGCACGUUGCCGACAUUGUCGGCCCAGAGGGCACUGUAUACGCUGUCGAGUUCUCACACCGAUCUGGCCGUGAUCUGAUCAACAUGGCUACACACCGCACGAACGUGAUCCCCAUCGUCGAAGACGCCCGUCACCCGCUGAAAUACCGUAUGCUGUUGCCCAUGGUCGACUGCAUCUUCGCAGACGUUGCCCAGCCCGAUCAAGCGCGUAUUGUUGGACUCAACGCCAGUCUCUUCCUAAAGGUCGGUGGCGGUGUUCUUAUUUCCAUCAAGGCCAACUGCAUCGACUCCACUGCUGCGCCAGAAGCCGUAUUCGCUUCCGAGGUAAACAAGAUGAGGGAAAUGGGCAUCAAACCUAAGGAGCAGCUGACGCUCGAGCCUUUUGAGCGUGACCACGCCCUCGUGGCCGGUAUCUACCACCGAUCGUCAUAG
This is a messenger RNA of Didymosphaeria variabile, 957 nucleotides long. RefSeq names its product Small subunit processome complex component (gene NOP1). Bases 1 to 957 code for a protein of 318 amino acids. The record is from RefSeq and is a predicted model, not a curated record. Gene Ontology annotation, molecular function: rRNA methyltransferase activity; histone H2AQ104 methyltransferase activity; RNA binding. Gene Ontology annotation, cellular component: small-subunit processome; box C/D methylation guide snoRNP complex; nucleolus. Gene Ontology annotation, biological process: rRNA methylation; box C/D sno(s)RNA 3'-end processing. NCBI's taxonomy places the organism in Eukaryota, Fungi, Ascomycota, Dothideomycetes, Pleosporales, Didymosphaeriaceae. The transcript is spliced from 4 exons.